Messenger RNA from Colletotrichum higginsianum IMI 349063, 5010 nucleotides. Its product is annotated as Nuclear pore complex subunit. Bases 1 to 5010 code for a protein of 1669 amino acids. The transcript has 5 exons. The record is from RefSeq and is a predicted model, not a curated record. Lineage: Eukaryota; Fungi; Ascomycota; Sordariomycetes; Glomerellales; Glomerellaceae. Gene Ontology annotation, cellular component: nuclear pore; nuclear pore inner ring. Gene Ontology annotation, molecular function: structural constituent of nuclear pore. Gene Ontology annotation, biological process: nuclear pore organization.
AUGGCCGAAGUAACCACCCUCGAUGCGCUGCAGCUUUUCCACCGCGACCUAGCUGCCGUUCGCAACGGACGUCCCGAAGGCGUCGAGUCCUUGGACAACCCCGAGAUCCAAGCUUUAUUCGAAAGGGAGCUCGAGAAGACAUGGCAACGUCCGCCAAGAGACGAGAAGAGUCGCCAGGCCGUCAAGUCAGGCAAGCUUGUCAUCGACGAAGAAGAAUACGGCCUCAACGAAGAGUUCCAGCAGAUUGUGCUCAACCUUGCCGACGAGGCCGAGAUCAACGAAAUCGAAGCGACACGAUGCCUGCUCGACGCCAAAGAUGACCCUGCCAGCUUGGGCCGCUCGCUGCUCGAGUGCGGUCUGAUCCGGGUCCACCAACAGCGCAAAUACACCCUCGACAUCGUGCGACUGAUGAUGGAGAUUGAUGCGCUGGAUGAGGAGGAUGUUGAACCAGAAGUUCUUAACGUUGUGCAGAUGUGCCUGUCUGCGACUGUUUUCCAGAACCUGCCUGGCGAAACCGCUUCGUCACAAAAGAGACUGCUGCCGAGGUGCAUGUCAGCGAUGCAGGAUGUCAGGGCAUGGCUUCAGAAGAUUGCCGACAAGAUGACGGCCACCGCCGUCUUGAUCAAUGGUAGGGGCGGCCAGGUGCCGGAGGAGAUGGAGACGGUAGAAUUCUCUCGGGUCAGCCUUUACCAGCAACACGAGAUCCUCGCCGUCAUUCUCUGUCGCGCAAUCGAGAAGCGGGAGGCCGAGAUUGGCGAUUUCAAAGCUUUCUUACAAAAUUUGAGGAAUGCCGAUAAAUACGACGUGCUGCUUGCACAUCUGUUCCCCGCCUUGGGUGCAUACAUAACCCUAUACGGCUCGACGGAAGGUAUAUCCAACCUCAGCAUGGCCAGAGAGCUCAACCCGAUCAUCUGCCCGCAGCAGGACGAGAGCCCCUGGCGCCUGGUCUACCUACAGGCGGCGGUCAAAGCUUGGUGGCUGGCCGAGUACAGCGGGUGGUAUCUUGACGAUUCUCUUCUCGGAGGUUUGGAAGGCGUGGAUUUGGAUCAAGAGGAUCGCCAGAGGUCAAAGCAAUUCCUGGAGGCGCUGAAGGACGGUGCUUUCGACUUCAUCCUCUCCAUUGCUGCAGAUGUCAAGACUCCUGAAUGGGUCGACCCUUCGAGGAUUACCAUGCGCAACUGGCUUCAGCGCAAGGCCCCUCCGCUCAUCUCAGACUCGAUUGUCUUUGCCGAAUACUUCCAAACACUGCUGAUGAACCAGCUGGAGGUUUUCGUCGACGCUUUCAUUUCCAAUCUCCCUGACGUCCUCAGAAAGCUUCGUGUGGAAGAGGACGAGCAACGCCAACUCAGCCAGACACACGAACAGGAUCUGGAUCUGGAGCGCUUCCUGGUUGUCAUUGCCUACGCGUACGAAGGUCGCCCUGAUGCUGCGAUGAGCUUCUGGUCGGACCCCGACAGCAACCUGGCGGGUUUUAUGCAUUGGGCCUCACGAAGAGCCUCAACGCCACUCGUCAGUUCGUUCUGUGAGAUGUUGCAGGCCAUUUCCGGGAACGAUGAGUGCGCGACGGCUGCUCACGACUUUUUGCUGGAUGAGGGGCAUCAUGCGUCGGGCAAGAUGAGACGGUCGCAGUCCCUUACCUGGCAUCAAAUCUUCCGAGAACUUGUCUUCUUCUCAAACAAGAUCAGGGAGAAGGCUACGGCCCCCCAGGUUUCAUCGACCUACCGACCCGGCAGGCCCAGCAGCGACCAGGCCGAAGCGGAGCCCGAGUCUACCAUGAUGCUGCAGUCAUAUCUGAGGCUCAUCACUAAGCUGGCUUCCGAGAGCGAGACCGCCAGACAAUUCCUUCUGAAGGAGCCCAGCUUCAACCUUGUAGAGAUGCUCUUCCAGCUGGCCAGCAGUCCUGUUCCGGCGGACCUGCGAGCAGGCACCUUCAUGGCCUUGCGCGCGCUGAUUUCCCGGAAAACUCAAGAGGAAGCCAACAUCAUGUGGCAAUGCUUGGAGGCCUGGAUGAACGGCGCUUACAUUGUGACACCAAGCCAGCACCGGUCACCCCAAAGCUCCCCGGUUGUGUCUAUGGACACGGUCAGCGAUGACAUCUGCCACGGCUUUGACGAGCCCCAUGCUUUCAUCCAGCUUCUGAUCGCGCUUAUCACGCCACCCGAGGACAGCAGCUCCCUCAACGAUUCCCUACCCUUUCCCGAGAACCUCGGUUCAGCCAACCGCAUGCCCGGCAUCGAAAUCUACGUCGACACCGUCCUGGGUAAGGUCUUGGCAAACAAAGCCAACGAAGUCAACGACAUCAACCAGCUGAGAAUGCUCCGCUUGAGCUGUCUCGAGUUCGCUGCAACAUGUCUAUCGACAUUUAACGAAAACUUGAUCGUCAUCGCCAACGAGACUAAUAUUCCCAUCGAUUCGGCAAUGGCAGCGACGGACUUGGCUACAUACGUCAAACUCCACCCUUUCGCCCGAGUUAUGGAAUGGAUGUUCAACGACAAGGUUAUUGCCGCCCUCGCCCAGACCAUUCAUCAAGAUGCUGUGGAUGUGGGAAAUGCACCGCCCGACUCGCCAGUGAUUCUCGGUAUUCUCAGGGCUGUCGAGGUUAUCUCCAAGGUCCUGGACCUGCAGGCCACUUUCCUCGAUCUUGUCCGUCCCCUGAUCAAGAUGCAGUCCAACCACCGACGCCCGCCUGUUGCCAACGCCGCGUACGCCUCUUUUGAAGACGGUCUGGUCGGCCAUCUUAGCCUUGUAGUCGACCUAGGGAACUACUGUGGUCUCGGCCAUCCCGAAGUAACCCUGUCCUGUCUGAGGUUACUGCAGAAGAUGACGGCGUCGUUCAAGAUCACGUCGGCGUGGUCAUCGACACCUGGCCGCAAGAGCCAUCGCAACAAAGCCAUUGUCGCGCUCGAGGCCAACGGGGAGCACGAGACCAUCGCUCGGUCACUCGCCGCAGAGCUGAUGACGCCCCUCGACUGGGGACGGGAAGCCGAGUCGCCCGACUACCUCACCAAAACAUACAUUCUCGAUUUUCUCUCCAGCUGCCUGGCUGCCAAUCCUGACAAGCCUACGAUUGCUCAUCUUCUUUUGGGCUUCCACUGCGGCGUCGACUCGCUGUCGACAGAGCCCAAUGGCCCUUUUGCUGCCAGGACGUCGGUCUUCCACAACAUGCUGAGGCUACUGUUGGAAACACCAUUUGGUGAUGCCCACGGCAUGCGGCAUUGGCUAGUCUCCUUGAAGAGCAAAUGCAUGCACAUUCUCCGAGUCUUGUGGACAUCACCACUGUCAGCCCCGUUUGUCAUUGAUGAACUCCGCGAUAACGACGUCCUGUUUCACUUCUUGCUCCGCGAGGUUGUCAUCCAGCCGCAAUUGCCUUGGGAAAACCAAGACAUCAGUGCUCCUAAUUUCCCGCUUACUGAAGGCGCUCCGACGUUCAUCGAGUUUCUUGCUCUACGGAGCAUGAGCUUGGAGUACAUCGCAAUGGAGCUCUGCAGCAUAUCGCAGAGUCGGAUGCCGUCCCUCAAACGGCGGAUAUUCGAGGCUCUCAACGGUCAGAUUGUGGGCGAGAACAACGAGCCCAUGCCCAUCCCUACCGUGUUCGACUUGUACGACUUUUCACUACCCGAGGGCAUAUGGGGCGAGUCACUUCCCGCUCUUCAGUUCUAUAAAGACCUCGACCUCAGCACCUGUCUCGGGGAAGACGACCACGGAAAUGCCAUUUAUAAUAUUGACCGAGCGAGGGAGAUUCUGCUACUGAAAGGUAGCGAGAGAAGACAUGAGGGCGUUAUUCUCACAGCACAAGACUUUGCCACCCUGGAACGGGAGGAGACGCUCAUCAUCAACUACCUCAUUUUCACUAACCGCCAAAGGCGGAUAGCAUCGCAAGGUCUUGUUGUUCUCAAGACGUGGACGAGUCUGCUCCUCGUCAUGGUCGCAUCCAACGAGUUCAAGGGCACGACAGAGGCCUCAUUCUACUUGCAAGCGCUGCAGGCUAUCCUGCCGGGCCUGGAAGCGUCGGCGUCGGAGCGGCCAGAAGAAGCCAUGGAACUUGCCAAGCUGGCCAGGGUUCUCCUUUUCAAGCUCGACUUGACCUCGAAGCCUUCGCUGGACCGUGAGAGCCAGGCCAUCGGCAGCCUCGUCAGUGACAAGCUUUACCAGCUUUUCCAGGUCUGCUUGCAAGCCAUUGGCAAAUGGACUGGCUCGUCAGACCUCCGGGCAAUCUACUACAGUAUCUGCUACCGCUACCUGACGGGCAUGGUAGACCAGGGGCUGCUCGUCGCCGGCCGUCAGAAGACGAUCAAGACGAUUCAGAUGUACGGCGAGCGGCUCAUCAACGUCAUCUGCGAUGAUGCCUACAGCAGCGAUGCCGCAUGCCAGGCUGCCGCCUUCAUUCUGCUUAACGCGCUGGUUAACCUCGGACGUCAAGAAGAUGACUCGCACAUUGUCGAAACGCUUAACCGGCUAAACUUCAUUGGCAUCCUCGUCGACUCUCUCCGGACCAUCCUGCAAGACUGGACCGAGGUCGUCCACACGGGCAACACGGCGCAGGAGACGUACGUGGCAGCCAAGUUUGCACUGCUCCUGCAGCUCGCGCAGACCAAACCCGGCGCCAAGUACAUCCUCCACGCGAACCUCUUCCGUUCGAUCGAGGCCUCCGGCCUCUUCGCGGCAGACCCCGAGCUGCAGAUCGACCCCAUGAAUCCCAAGGCUCUGGAGAAGCACUACGAGCUGCUCGCCAAGGUCACGCAGGUCGUGGGUGCAGCCAUCGUCAGCCGCGGCUCCAGCAACGUGCUCCAGGGCCGUAGGUUCCUCACGGAGCACCGCAUGCUGGUGACACAUACCCUCAAGCGCAGCGCGGGCAUCGGCACAGUAGAAGGGGAAGGCGGUGUCUUGGAAGACCACAUCGAGGAGCUGGCCGAGGGCUUCAUGGUUCUGAUUGGCGCGACUGGUUUCCUAGAGUUUGAGAACGAGGUGAUGCCGGAGCCCAAGAAACAAGGCCCCGUCUUGUUUACUUGA